AUGACAUUCUCCUGUAAUACUAUGAACGUUCUGUCAUAUGGGCAGAUGAAAUUCUGCCAAUUGUACGAGGACCACAUGAUCGGGGUGGUGAAAGCAGCCCAGAUGGGUAUCGGAGAGUGCCAGCACCAGUUCAAGGACAGGAGGUGGAAUUGUACGGUCAUGCCCAAGGAGCCGUCUGUAUUUGGAAAGGUGGCUACCAGAGCAACCAGAGAAUCAGCGUUUUUACACGCGAUGAUGUCGGCAGGUGUGGUCCACUCAAUUAGUAGAAUGUGUAGGGACGGAGAACUGACUGGAUGCGGUUGUAGUAAGAAGAAGAGACCAAAGAAGGCCAUCAGACCCGAGUGGAUUUGGGGAGGUUGCGGAGACAACACGGACUACGGCUACAAGUUUUCGGGAGGUUUUGUGGAUGUGAUGGAGAAGGAGAAGAAUCAUCCAAGGAAGUCCCCAGGUCUGUCCAGGAUGCUGAUGAAUCUGCACAACAACGAAGUUGGAAGAAGGGCGGUAUACAGGCACGUAAAAAUAGGCUGCAAAUGUCACGGAACCUCAGGGUCGUGCAGCGUCAGGACGUGCUGGAACCAGCUUCCUUCAUUCAGACAGACUGGAGAUAGAUUGAGAGACAGAUACGACGCUGCUGCCCAAGUGACCUUUAACCCGCAGGGAACGAGACUCAUCCCAAUCAAUCGCAAGUUCAACCGACCAACGAAAGACGAUUUGAUCUUCACGGAACCUUCGCCGAACUUCUGCAAUCCCGAUCCGGAACGAGGAUCCCUGGGGACUUCCGGGCGCGUCUGCGAUAGACGAUCGCAAGGGACGAGUGGAUGUGGUUUGAUGUGUUGCGACCGGGGUUACAGAAGUUCAAAGGUUAAGUACGUUGAAAGAUGCAAGUGCAAGUUCCACUGGUGUUGUAAUGUCUCGUGCCAGACUUGUGAGAGGAGCAUGCACGUGCAUACAUGCAACUGA
Messenger RNA from Helobdella robusta, 960 nucleotides. RefSeq lists its product as hypothetical. The transcript has 6 exons. Gene Ontology annotation, cellular component: extracellular region. Gene Ontology annotation, molecular function: cytokine activity; frizzled binding. Lineage: Eukaryota; Metazoa; Annelida; Clitellata; Rhynchobdellida; Glossiphoniidae. The coding region runs from base 1 to 960 and encodes 319 amino acids. The record is from RefSeq and is a predicted model, not a curated record. Gene Ontology annotation, biological process: cell fate commitment; multicellular organism development; canonical Wnt signaling pathway.